AUGGGCUUCAAUCAACGGGUGCAUCAGAUUCCCGGAGACAAGGAUUUCGCCAACGGGGCCGUUACGAGAGGUCUAAUGUGCAUCAACGUGCAAGACAUCCGGGUUAGCCAUCCAUCACAGGACAAAUUCGGAGAUGUCGUCAAUGCAACUCUCCGGCUCCGUUGCGACUUUCUUCAUUACGCAGUCAUCGAGGAUGGCGGAGACCUCAUGUUCGCCAAGAUCCAUUUCGACCGUGGAACCGCCGACAACGUUGAGAUUCAUUUUGACUGCUUGAACACUCAAUCCGAGACUCACUUCAUACAUGCGUAUGUGCUACCAAUCAGAAAGGGUGUUGCUGAAAGUUGGGCAAAUGGGUUGCUACUGGAACCCACGGGACGAGAGAGAGGCCAGUACCGAAGAUUGGGCUACUUCAGGGCGUAUGAGUGCGACGAGUUCGAAGCCGCGACCAAAGGGGCAAAUCUUGUUUCACGGCGCUCGAACCAUCAGUUCGCAGCGGUGCUAACUCAUGGGGCAAAGAGUCAAUAUUUUACUGACCUUGCAUAG
Ilyonectria robusta is the source of this 543-nucleotide messenger RNA. RefSeq lists its product as uncharacterized. The record is from RefSeq and is a predicted model, not a curated record. Lineage: Eukaryota; Fungi; Ascomycota; Sordariomycetes; Hypocreales; Nectriaceae. The transcript has a single exon. Bases 1 to 543 code for a protein of 180 amino acids.